Messenger RNA from Babjeviella inositovora NRRL Y-12698, 770 nucleotides. RefSeq lists its product as uncharacterized. Gene Ontology annotation, biological process: ribosomal large subunit biogenesis. Gene Ontology annotation, cellular component: nucleolus. Lineage: Eukaryota; Fungi; Ascomycota; Pichiomycetes; Serinales. The transcript has a single exon. Bases 16 to 669 code for a protein of 217 amino acids. The record is from RefSeq and is a predicted model, not a curated record.
CACAUCCCAAACAAAAUGACUUCCGUUAGAAAGAGAAAGAUGGCACGCUCCAGUGUCACGAAGAUGACCCGUCGUGUGAAGGACAAGAGAAGAACGGUGAACAUCCACUCAAAUCCGCUCAUCGCCGCCAACUGGGACCACAGCUUGACCAUGGCCCAGAACUAUAAGAAGUUGGGGUUGACCGUGAAGUUGAGUAGAGCUGCUGGUGGGGAGGAAAAGGCCCUUGCGGUUGAAGUCAAGAAUGAAGCAAAGAGAAGAGCCGCUAUGAAGGAUGCUGUUCCGCCAGUGCCGUUCGGCGAAGCCGAUCCAUCCACCAUCCCUGCGGGUGAGGCCCGCAUUGUCCGCGACGAUGAGGGCGAAGUUGUCAAGAUCAUCUACGGUACCAUGGCCGUCUCCUCCCAAGGUCAUAACGCCUCUAAACAGGACCAAGACGAAUCCACCAAGACCGAGGUCGUUAAGAAAUUGGAGGAAUUGGCCGCAACCGCAUACGUCAAGAGAGAGAGAACUCAGAGCGAAAGAGAAAACGACUGGUGCAGAAGCUUGCACGAAAAGUACGGUGAUGACUUUGACAAAAUGUUCUGGGACAAAAAGUUGAAUGUCUGGCAGCACUCCAAGGGCGAGUUGAGAAAAAAGCUCACCAAAUGGAAGAAGGCCAACGGCAUCAACUAGCACCCCUGCAUUUUCUUUGUACACUAUCAUUUCCUAUUCUGCCACCUUCUUUAUCUUCUGUGUUUACUUAUAUAUAAUUAUUUCAAAGGUACGGGUUUAUA